Molecule: messenger RNA, 4938 nt
Organism: Phytophthora infestans T30-4
Lineage: Eukaryota; Oomycota; Peronosporomycetes; Peronosporales; Peronosporaceae
Exons: 1
Coding region: 1-4938 (1645 amino acids)
Biological process (GO): protein polyubiquitination
Cellular component (GO): nucleus; cytoplasm; ubiquitin ligase complex
Molecular function (GO): ubiquitin-ubiquitin ligase activity; zinc ion binding
Source: RefSeq, a predicted model, not a curated record
AUGUUUGUCUGUGCUCGCGCCCAAGGAGGCUCAGAGGACGUCCAUGCGCUCCCCGAUUCAUUGAACGCCUCCUUGUCCACUUCACAGCGCGCGUCACGUGACUCCUCGCUCUCUGUGGCUAUCGACGACGCAUCUUCUUACCUCCAACUUUUGGGCGCGUUGACGCGAUUCGUGGCGCAGCUACUGGACGUUCACACUUUGUCCCCCUCAUUACGAUUCUCAGCGGGCGAGUCGGUUGCAGUAGACGCUGCCGAGUGGUGGAAGGAGGUUCAGAGGCAGAGUAUUGCGCUCUCGCAGCGACAAAAAAUUGCCCAAGAGGCCCACAGAGACACAGAGGAGCCCACGGCCCGCAGAUUGUGGCUUCUAAGCCCUCGGACACGGGAAAAGUCACCGGUACGGGAGUCCAGAGUCAUUAAUAACAAUUUAUGGGCGGGUGAGGCCUUCAAGGACCUUCCGGAACACGUUCCGAAGGCCAAUUUCUUCAUGCAGGCGCUUUAUCUGAUAAUGCGAGCGUUGGAGAGAGCCACAAGGAGGCAACAGGGACGCAUAGAGGAGGACUCCGUGCUCGGGGAGACACUGGUGGACGCUCUGGCCAGUGUGGACGCAGCGUUGGCGUUUGCAGCUGCCGAGUUGCUGCAACUUUGGGCGCCUGUGAGCCACAAACGCGUCGUGGAUUCCGCAGAGAAGUUGUCCAAACUCAUGAACGUGGCGGUGGUGAACGCUCUGCUACAGCCACGCAAUGUCGGUACAAAGCACACGUUCCAUGGACACAUUUUGCUGCCAUCGAUGCCGCUACGCGCGUUUCUAGGGGCAAAGCAGUGGGCAUGCUCCGUUUGCGAGCGUAUUUCGCAGACCACAGGUAGUGACGCGCCCUGUGUGUAUCGCUGCGCCGCGUGCAACUUCAAUCUGUGUCGAGAGUGCUUCACGAGGAUCCCUAACGUGACGAACCCGCCUGCUAGCAGUCCGCUUGAAGAGCUGACCAAACUGACGUCCGACCGCUUCUUCUCGUUGGUCGUACCGCAGUUAAAACACGAGACGGGGAAGGUGGUGGUUCGUCAGAUCACACAGGAACUGCGACGACGAGUGCUGGAGCUGUAUCCUCAUAAUUUCCAGGGAGCGGCAGAGUUUGCGCAGCUAUUUCUCAGAUUAGCAGCGUCGGAUAAAAGCGCAGCCAUCGCUCUAGUGACGUCUCCGCCAGCGUCCGUUCCUUCGUCGGGAAGAGCAACAUGUUCGUGGUUCCCGUUGUUCAUGCGCACGUGGACCAUGUCGCUGAGUACGCUGCUAGGACCUUUUCUGCGGGCUUCUACCAUGCUGGACGAGACUCACGACCUCGACGCGGCUGUACGAGCUGCAAACCAUGGCUCAGUAGUGGCUGAUUGUCUACGUGCACAGUGGACCAGUGGCUACGCAGAGUUGCGCGAGACCUUGCAGAAUAUCAUGCAGACUCUACUGGCAGAGGGGCAAGACCCAAUCGUAGUGGAUGCGACGCUGUGUUGGCUUGCACUCGCGCUAAUGACAGCGGAUCCGCGAAGACGAUUGAACUACGACGCUCACGAGAGACUGGAUGGCUUUCUAGUGAACGUGACGACGAUGCUACUUGCUCAUGCGCUUCCUCUACUGGACAAAGCUCAGCAUGACCCAAGUCGGAUCGAUGCUAGUUACCAUCAGAGUGUGGAGCCCGUACGUGUGUAUGCGAGCAAGGACUUCCCGGAGGUGCCGCUCCACUACUCUCGUAGUCAAGACACGCAUAACGAGAACGCUGCGGGUGUUGAAACGUGUGAAAUUAAGGCUCGUGAUGAGGAUGCUAUUGCUGCGUACAACAAGCGGAGGCAACAGGAGCACGAGGAAGGAGAGAGAGCAGUGCCGUCUACGUACUAUCCUCGACUCUCGUGUCACGAAGGCGUCGUGUGCGACCAGUGCGAGUUCCCGAACCUUCAUGGAGUGCGCUACAAGUGUGCGUUCUGUGGAGACAUGGAUUUAUGCAGCGACUGCUUCGAGAUCUUCCGUUCCCAUCAAGCAGCUCCUGACUCCGAGUCGGAAUCCGAGUCGAUUCUGCACAGUCCGGACCACGUUUUCCUUCGCAUUGAAUCGCCGAUCCCUGUGUUCGCUUUGAAGCACUUCCAGUCUCUUCCUGUGGAGUGUCUGACGAGCAAGCACAAGGGCGAGUCGUGUUCUGUACUGGACGAAGGCUUUGAGGGGUCGAGGAUACAUUGUGCUGACUGCGGAGACGCGUUGGGAGCCAGUGGACAGCCAGACGAGGUGUUCUACAAGUGCGCCAACUGCUUGUCAAGUCGUGUCGUGUGUGCUGCUUGCCUGGCACGCGAAGAGAGGCUGAGUGAGGGCAACCCGAACGACAUGCACGCGCCUGGACAUGUCUACUUUGUAAUUACCGACCCCUGGCGGCGUCAUCUGUCCGUUCCUUGGGACUAUGUGCUGGGAAAGUUACACUUCCGACGAUUGUUACAUCCACCGGCACUGAUCCCGCGUCGUCGCUUUCCUCGUGACACUGAGAUGUUCUACAUUACGCUCAAGUACCUGCACUUCGGUCCGCUUGCGACGUUGUCUCGAUGGCUCGGUAUGACGAAGGAACUCCGGGAACUGCAAGCUUUUUGUGCCUGUGACGAGGAGCGGUUCGAGCUGGAGAGACACCAGAGAUCAAGUCGGAAUGGCUCGCAGCGUCAAACGCUCAAGCCAUCUGUGCACUACAAGGCCAGCAAGUCUCGUCUCGAGGACAUUCGCGUGAAGUGUGUCAAGGUGGAGUUGCACUUGCUAGCAAGCGCUAAUGUAGCGGGGUGGCUGAUAUUCUACGCACGGACGUGUCGGUGGCUGCUGUACUCAGCCUCUGCAGCUCCUGAGACUGGGAAAGCACCGCAAGAUCCGUUCAGUGAGCCGAUCUCUCACUUCUCGUCCAUGUUCAGUGGGUUUCCUGAGCAUUUCUUCUUCGAUCUAUGCGACGUCGUGCACCUCUUGGGGCUCGAAAGAUUGGAGUACCGUGAUCUCGUGAGCGAGCUGAAGAGAACCAGGCCACCCUGUGAAGCAGUGGACGAAGUUACUGAAGUUGUGGAGCCUCUACUGGUGAUGCUGACUCAGAUAGUGGUCGCUCCAAAGUUCACCAAGAACCCGCAUCUUCGAAUCGAAGCGCUGCGCUCUCUCACGACUCUAGUGACGUUCGUAUCCAAGGGUCAACAAGUACACCAUCGUCCGGGAUAUCAACGGAUCGAGUCGUUGUUCAAGAGCCACAGACUCCUGUCGCAGUGCCUGACUCCUGGUCUUCUACAGUUCCAUGCCGAUAUGGAUCGCUACAAUGCCAGCAACAACGGUCUGGCCUUCACUAGUGCCGUGUCCAGUGGAGAUCACAUGCUGUGGGGCUUUCUGCCCACUCGACUCUCCGUGACGAUGCUGCUGCGGUAUCUGUGGCAAGUACCGAGUGCUCGCCAGAGUCUUCUGCAUAUGCUGAGCACGUCCGAGACUCGGCAUACAUCAGUAUCUGCAGAGCCCAGUACCGACAGUACCCAGCAGCUCACAGAGCUUGUAAGUGGCUUAUGGAGUGAUAUCGCCAAGCUGUUCGACGAGGCCAACAACAAGAUCACAACUCUGCGGCAGAUUCACGAUCUCCUUGAAGAUUCGCUGGACGGGAGCGUCGUGGUGCUGCCUUUCCGACGCGAUAUGCUGGAUGGGUACGUGGCCAUCAACGCAAAGCACUUGCGUCUGACCAUGCGUCUGCUUCUAGAGGCGCUGGAGUCGACGUCCUGGUUCGCUUCGAUUGUCAGUGGGGAGAGAAGCUUCCGUUCGCGAUCUCUAUCGGCUCCCGCUGCAGCGCUACGGCACGUCUUGUUACAGCCUCUCGUCGUGGAACAAGCAGCGCGUACGCUCAGUUUCCUCGUGGCUUCGUUGGCGAGUGCACACGAAGAAAACGAGUGGAAGUUCUCGUUGCCACUGGUGGACGACGGGAGAUUGCUGCUGGCUCACUUGAUUGUUCUCGUGGUACGUUAUGCCGGUCACAGCGCGGUCAAGUCUGGAGCUUCUUCAGGUGCUUGCUCGCCUUCGUCCUUCUGGAAGAUGAUUCGGUCUGGUGGCGAUAUCAUGGCCAAACGAGUAGGAGACUUGGACACGCAUGUACGUUGGGGGUUCAACGCUUUAUGUACGCGAAUGGAGUCGGAGAGUUAUCUUGGCACAAGUUUGGAUGACGACGUGGAAGAUAUACGGGUAGAAACUCAAGCAGGACACGAAUUGGAUGAGGACGAGGCGCUCGCUCUGCUCGAGAAGCAAGCUGUGUCGAGUACCGUCUCUGUUGUGGAUACUGCGGCGAAGAAGCGGCUGAGUAAGCGCUUCAUCGCGACGCUGGCCAAGGACGGACGCUUCGACUUCAGGCUUUUUGUUGGCGGCUGUCGCUUCUUACGGCCGCAGCGUGGAAGCUCUGAUAACUCUGAUGAGAGAGAAGAUGUGGACGAAGGUUAUCUGUAUCUGGACGACGCGUGGGUUCAGCAGUUCGUCCGUGCGAUGCAAGAAGCGGAUGAGAUGAUCCACGUCCAAGAGGCCAUGGAGGCUUGUCUUGGAGACAUCCCGGACCAGUAUCUCGACCCGCUACUCAGCACGCUAAUGACGGAUCCUGUACGUUUGCCGUCCGGUAACAUCGUCGAUCGUGCUGUAAUUGCGCGGCAUUUACUGGCGUCUUCGCAACAAGGAGGCAGCACUGGAAGAGACCCGUUCACGCGUGAGCCGUUGACGAUGGCGAUGGUGGAGCCAUGUGAUGCAUUACGGUCGGAGAUUCAGAUGUAUCUACGGACCAAGAUGCGCCACUUCCGUCAAACUGCAAGAGAAGAUGUACUGGCCACGUGGGGACUCGGUUGGGACGUCUUGUUCGAUAGCAGCAGCGAGACGGAGGCAGAUGCUGAGGACGGCGUUGAUGGCAAUAAUGCCACACUCCGGUCGCAGUGA